AUGUUCAUAAAUUCUCAAGCAUUAGAAUUUCAUUAUGGAACUCAUCACAAUCAGCAACAACAAUGUCAAUAUAAUUUUGAACAAUAUCGUCAUGCUGGACAAUACCAUAAUCAUGGGCAAUAUAAAUUUUCUAGAGAAUAUAAUCAACAACUACAAUCAUGUCAAAAUAAUCGCUAUCAUCCAUAUCUUUUACAUCAACAACGGAAGAAAGAACUUCAUAGAUCACAGCAGCAACAACUUGAUCAACAACAGGAACAACACAGUUUUCAUCAUCAACAGCAACAAUAUCAAACAUACCAACAACAAUACAAUAUUAAUGAACAUCAGUCGCAAUAUCACCAUCAUCAGCAAAUGGAAAAUAUCGAAGGAAAUGAGCAGCAACAAUGUAACCAACAACAACAAAUGGACAAUCACGAAGGAAAUGAACAAAAUAUUCAACAACAGAUGUCUGAAAGAAAGAGGCAAUCAUAUGUCUUUAUGUAUUGCGAUUCGUGCAACAUAAAUGUGCGAAAAAAAUCUGUGGUUUAA
Musca domestica (house fly) is the source of this 528-nucleotide messenger RNA. RefSeq names its product putative cyclin-dependent serine/threonine-protein kinase DDB_G0272797/DDB_G0274007. NCBI's taxonomy places the organism in Eukaryota, Metazoa, Arthropoda, Insecta, Diptera, Muscidae. Bases 1 to 528 code for a protein of 175 amino acids. The transcript has a single exon. The record is from RefSeq and is a predicted model, not a curated record.